Molecule: messenger RNA, 5365 nt
Organism: Medicago truncatula (barrel medic)
Lineage: Eukaryota; Viridiplantae; Streptophyta; Magnoliopsida; Fabales; Fabaceae
Exons: 15
Coding region: 156-5264 (1702 amino acids)
Biological process (GO): recognition of pollen; protein phosphorylation
Cellular component (GO): plasma membrane
Molecular function (GO): protein serine/threonine kinase activity; ATP binding
Source: RefSeq, a predicted model, not a curated record
GUGAAAAUAAUGACAUGGGUCCUAUUCCAACUUCAACCAACAAAAUUUAAUGAGAAGUAAAUAGACAUUCAUAUUGUCCUCUCAAUGUGUAAUAUAAUGGUACUGUCAACUAACGUUUGAAUCCAAACAUAUUGGGACUCGGAAUACGAGGAAACAUGUUACAUAUUUUAUUCACUCUUUUAAUCCUUUACAUGAUCAAAAUCGGUAGUGCUUCUAUGUACACAAUUACAUCCUCUCAUUUGAUCAAAGAUUCUGAAACUAUAAGCUCAAGUGAUGAUGCAUUCAAGCUUGGAUUCUUCAGCCCCGUGAACACAACAAAUCGCUACGUUGGAAUCUGGUAUCUCGAUCAAUCCAACAUCAUAUGGGUAGCCAACCGAGAAAAACCAAUACAAGAUUCUUCAGGAGUUAUCACCAUAGCUGAUGACAACACAAACCUUGUAGUAUUAGAUGGACAAAAACAUGUUGUAUGGUCAUCAAAUGUCUCAAGUAAUUUGGCAUCCUCAAAUUCUAAUGUCACUGCUCAACUUCAAAAUGAAGGAAAUCUUGUUUUGCUUGAAGACAAUAUCAUAAUAUGGGAGAGUAUCAAGCAUCCAUCAAAUACUUUCAUAGGAAAUAUGAUAAUUAGCAGCAACCAAAAAACAGGUGAAAGAGUAAAACUCACUUCAUGGAAAACUCCUUCAGAUCCAGCUAUUGGGAAAUUCUCUGCUAGCAUUGAGCGCUUCAAUGCUCCUGAAAUUUUUGUAUGGAACCAAACAAAUCCAUGUUGGCGCUCAGGUCCAUGGAAUGGUCAAGAUUUUCUUGGUUGGACACAUGAUUAUAAGGUUUCUUCUUCUCCAUAUCUAUUAGGUGUCAGCAUUACAAGGAAAGAUAAUGGAAGUCUUGUUGAGUUUACAUAUACAUUGCCAGAUAGUUCAUUCUUUUUAACCCUUGUACUGAGUUCUGAAGGCAAGGUAGUGUAUACUGCAUGGAUGAAUAGGGUUCAAGUUCGGAAGCUGUUUGUUCAAUCAAAUGAUUGUGAUUCUUAUGGUAUUUGUGGUCCUAAUGGAAGCUGUGAUUUGAAAAUUUCUCCAAUUUGUACUUGUUUGAUAGGUUUUAAGCCAAGAAAUAUGGACAAAUGGAAUAGACGAAAUUGGACAAGUGGGUGUGUGAGAAGGGCAGAACUACAGUGUGACAGGGUGAAGUACAGUGGGAGUGCAUUAGGUGAAGAAGACGGAUUUCUAAAACUACCGAUGACAAAACCACCGGAUUUUGUAGAGCCAUCAUAUGUUCUUUCUCUUGACGAAUGUAGAAUUCAUUGCUUGAAUAAUUGUUCUUGUGUUGCUUAUGCAUUUGAUUAUGGAAUUAGGUGCUUGACUUGGAGUGGUAAAUUAAUUGACAUAGUCAGGUUUUCAACUAGUGGAGGCGUCGAUCUUUACUUACGCCAAGCUUAUUCAGAACUCGCUAUACAUACAGAUGGGACUCAUACAGAUGGCAUUCAUGGGAAGAGAAAUAUUACAUCAAUCAUUAUAGCUACUGUGAUAGUGGGAGCAGUAAUAGUUGCUAUUUGUGCUUUUUUCUUUCGGUCAUGGACGUCUAAACGUCAAGGGCAAAUCAAUCAUGAAAACCAAAGUGCAGAUCUAAUUGCAAAUGUGAAACAAGCUAAAAUAGAAGACCUUCCUUUAUUCGAGUUCAAAAAUAUUUUAUCAGCAACAAAUAACUUUGGUUCAGCUAAUAAGAUUGGUCAAGGUGGUUUUGGUUCAGUGUACAAGGGGGAAUUGUUAGAUGGACAAGAAAUAGCCGUGAAAAGACUUUCAGAAGGUUCAACACAAGGGUUAGAAGAAUUUAUGAACGAAGUGAUUGUGAUUUCAAAGCUUCAACAUCGCAAUCUUGUAAGACUUCUAGGUUGUUGCAUCGAAGGGGAAGAAAAAAUGUUGGUCUAUGAAUACAUGCCGAAUAAUAGUUUAGAUUUUUACCUAUUUGACUCCGUAAAAAAGAAGAUUUUAGAUUGGCAAAGACGCUUACACAUAAUUGAGGGAAUCUCUCGAGGAUUGCUUUAUCUUCAUCGAGAUUCAAGAUUAAGAAUAAUACAUAGAGACCUUAAGCCCGGUAAUAUCUUGUUGGAUGGAGAAAUGAAUCCAAAAAUAUCUGACUUUGGCAUGGCCAAAAUUUUUGGAGGCAAUGAAAACGAGGGCAAUACAAGAAGGAUUUUCGGAACAUAUGGAUAUAUGUCUCCAGAAUAUGCAAUGAAAGGGUUGUUUUCAGAGAAAUCAGAUAUUUUUAGUUUUGGAGUUUUGCUCUUGGAGAUAAUAAGUGGUAGAAAAAACACAAGUUUUCAUAAUCAUGAGCAAGCACUCACCCUCUUAGAAUAUGCAUGGAAAAUAUGGAUUGAAGAGAACAUUGUAUCUUUGAUAGAUCUAGAAAUAUGUAAGCCUGAUUGUCUGGAUCAGAUUUUGAGAUGCAUACAUAUUGGACUUCUCUGUGUGCAAGAAAUUGCAAAGGAGAGACCUACUAUGGCCGCAGUUGUUUCAAUGCUUAAUAGUGAGAUUGUUAAACUUCCUCCUCCAUCUCAACCGGCAUUCCUUCUAAGUCAGACUGAGCAUAGAGGAAAUCACAACUCGAAAAACAGUGUCUCCACCACAAGCUUGCAAGGCAGAACCGUUGAAAUUCAAGUGUUUGCGGUUCUUCUCAGGACAUGCCCCGUUCCCGUGCCUGAAGCCCCCAAUGCUGCUUUGCUGAUUGGGGGUGGGUCCAAAUAUUUAUUGUACACGGAAGUACAAGGAAACAUGUUACCUGUUUUACUUACACUCUCUAUCAUUUACAUGACCAACAGUGGCACUAGUGCUUCUGUGAACACAAUUACAUUGCCUCAAUUGAUCAAAGAAAAUGAAACAAUAAGUUCUAACAACGAAGCAUUCAAGCUUGGAUUCUUCAGCCCGGUGAACACAACAAAUCGCUACGUAGGAAUCUGGUAUAUCAAUCAAUCUAACAUCAUAUGGAUAGCCAAUAGAGAAAAACCACUACAAGAUUCUUCUGGGGUUAUCACAAUAUCUCAUGAUUACACCAACCUUGUAGUACUGAAUGGACAAAAGCAUGUUAUAUGGUCAUCAAAUGUCUCAAGUAAUUUGGCAUCAUCAAAUUCUAAUGUCACUGCUCAGCUACAAAAUGAUGGAAAUCUUGCUUUGCUUGAAAACACUACAGGCAACAUAAUAUGGGAGAGUGGCAAGCAUCCAUCAAAUGCUUUCAUUGCAAAUAUGAUACUUAGCAGCAACCAAAAAACAGGUGAAAGAGUAAAAGCCACUUCAUGGAAAACUCCUUCAGCUCCAGCUAUUGGGAAAUUCUCUGCUACCAUUGAGCGUUUCAAUGCUCCUGAAAUUUUUGUAUGGAACCAAACAAAACCGUAUUGGCGCUCAGGUCCAUGGAAUGGUCAAGAUUUUCUUGGUUUGGCAAGUAAUUGGUUGCCUACUUCUGCAAAUCUAAAAGGGUUUAUCAUUAGAAGGGAAGAUAAUGGAAGUCUUGUUGAGAUUACAUAUACAUUGCCAAACAGUUCCUUCUUUGCAACCAUUGUAUUGAGUUCUGAAGGCAAGCUUGUGUACACUGCCUGGAUCAAUAUGAUUCAAGUUCGGAAGCGGGUAGUUCAACAAAAUGAUUGUGAUGUUUAUGGUAUUUGUGGUCCUAAUGGAAGCUGUGAUUUGAAAAAUUCUCCAAUAUGUACUUGUUUGAUAGGUUUUAAGCCAAGAAACGUGGGCGAAUGGAAUAGAGAAAAUUGGACUAGUGGGUGUGUGAGAAGGGCUACACUACAAUGUGAGAGGGGGAAGUACAAUGGGAGUGCAUUAGACGGUGAAGAAGACGGGUUUCUAAAACUAGAGACGACAAAACCACCAGAUUUUGUAGAACAAUCAUAUCCUUCUCUUGAUGCUUGUCGAAUUGAGUGCUUGAAUAAUUGUUCUUGUGUUGCUUAUGCAUAUGAUAAUGGAAUCCGGUGCUUAACUUGGAGUGAUAAACUAAUUGACAUAGUCAGGUUUACAGGUGGAGGCAUUGAUCUUUACAUACGCCAAGCUUAUUCAGAAAUUAUUUUGUUAACAGCUAAACAUACAGAUACAGAUGGGAUUCAUACACAUGGCAUUCACGGGAAGAGAAAUAUUACAUCAAUCAUCAUAGCUAUAGUAAUAGUUGGAGUAAUUAUUGUUGCUACUUUGUACUUAUUUCUUUUGGUCAUCGGACAAACUCAUCAAGAGAACCAAAGUGCAAGUCCUAUUGGAGAUGUGAAACAGGUUAAAAUAGAGGACCUUCCUUUAUUUGAAUUCAAAAUUAUUUCAUCGGCAACAAAUAACUUUGGUUCGACUAAUAAGAUUGGUCAGGGUGGUUUUGGUUCGGUGUACAAGGGAGAAUUACCAGAUGGAUUAGAAGUAGCAGUGAAGAGACUUUCAAAGGCUUCGGCACAGGGGUUAGAAGAAUUUAUGAAUGAAGUGAUUGUUAUAUCAAAGCUUCAACAUCGCAAUCUUGUAAGACUUCUAGGUUGCUGCAUUGAAGGGGACGAAAAGAUGUUGGUCUAUGAGUACAUGCCUAAUAACAGUUUAGAUUUUUAUCUAUUUGACCCAGUAAAAAAGAAGGUUUUAGAUUGGAAAAAACGUUUAACCAUAAUUGAAGGAAUCUCUCGAGGUCUGCUUUAUCUUCAUAGAGAUUCAAGAUUAAGAAUAAUACAUAGAGACCUAAAGCCAAGUAAUAUCUUGUUGGAUGGAGAAUUGAAUCCAAAAAUAUCUGAUUUUGGCAUGGCUAGAAUCUUCGGAGGUAGCGAAAAUGAGGGAAAUACAAGGAGGAUUGUGGGAACAUAUGGAUAUAUGUCUCCAGAAUACGCAAUGGAGGGGUUGUUUUCAGAGAAAUCAGAUGUUUUUAGCUUUGGGGUUUUGCUCCUCGAGAUAAUAAGUGGUAGGAAGAACACAAGUUUUUAUAACCAUGAGCAAGCACUUAACCUCUUAGGAUAUGCAUGGAAACUAUGGAAUGAAGAGGAGAUUAUAUCUUUGAUAGAUCCAGAAAUAUGUAAGCCUGAUUAUGUGGAUCAGAUUUUGAGAUGCAUACAUAUUGGACUUGUUUGUGUGCAAGAAAUUGCAAAGGAGAGACCUACCAUGGCCACAUUUGUUUCAAUGCUUAAUAGUGAGAUUGUUAAACUUCCUCCUCCAUCUCAACCUGCAUUCAUUCAAAGCAAGAUUGAGCAUAGAGAAGACUUAGCUCAACAAAAUUACGACUCGAAAAACAGUGUAACUGUCACAAGCUUGCAAGGUAGAUAGAAUACAUAUGAUGUUAAAUGUGUAUCAAUGUACCUGGUAAAAAUUUCAAAUAGUAUGAAUGAAACUCAUGAUCUGUGGGAUGAUGAAACUCUUUUACUCGA